This is a messenger RNA of Psammomys obesus (fat sand rat), 2351 nucleotides long. Its product is annotated as zinc finger protein 431-like. The record is from RefSeq and is a predicted model, not a curated record. The transcript has 4 exons. The coding region runs from base 86 to 2005 and encodes 639 amino acids. Gene Ontology annotation, molecular function: DNA-binding transcription factor activity; RNA polymerase II cis-regulatory region sequence-specific DNA binding. NCBI's taxonomy places the organism in Eukaryota, Metazoa, Chordata, Mammalia, Rodentia, Muridae. Gene Ontology annotation, biological process: negative regulation of transcription by RNA polymerase II; regulation of cytokine production; regulation of immune system process.
CUGAGGGAGGCUCCUGGUCCCGAGAGCCGCGCGGCGAGCCGCUGCCGGGAGCCGAGGCGAGCGGGGCGAGCUCGGAGUCCGCGCCAUGGACACAGUGACCUAUGAGGAUGUGCAUGUGAACUUCACUCAUGAAGAGUGGAGUUUGCUGGAUCCUUCCCAGAAGAGUCUCUACAGAGAUGUGAUGCUGGAGACCUACUGGAACCUCACUGCAAUAGGUUACAAAUUGGAAGACCAGAAUAUUGAAGAAUACUGUCAAAGUUCCAGAAGACAUGGAAGCUACAACAUCUGUCACUGUGGAUACAAGCCUUGUGAGCAUAAAGGAUAUGGAAAGAAGCAGUGUGCCUUUACACAGAAUAGUUUUUUUCAAAUAUAUGACAGAAUCCAUAGUGAAGAAAAACCCUAUGAAUGUAAUCAAUGCAGAAAAAUCUUUGCAAAUUUCCGUAGUCUUCGAAAACAUGAAAAAAAUCAUACUAGAGAAAAACCCUAUGAAUGUAAUCACUGUGGCAAAGCUUUUCCAAGUCGCAGUUCUCUUCAGAUACACAUAAGAACUCAUACGGGAGAGAAACCGUUUGAUUGCCACGAAUGUGGUAAAUCCUUUGCAUGUAGCAGUCAUCUUCAAAUACACAAAAGGACUCAUACAGGAGAGAAACCCUAUGUUUGCAAUGAAUGUGGUAAAGCGUUUGCACGUGUCAGUAAUCUUCAAAUACACAAAAGAAGUCAUACAGGAGAGAAACCCUAUGAUUGCAAUGAAUGUGGUAAAGCCUUUGCAUGUCGCAGUCAUCUUCAGAUACACAAAAGAACUCACACUGGAGAGAAACCCUAUGAUUGCAAGGAAUGUGGUAAAGCCUUUGCAACUCGCUGUCGUCUUCAAAAACAUGAAAGAACUCACACUGGAGAGAAACCUUAUCAAUGUAAUCAGUGUGGUAAAGCCUUUACAGGCCGUAGUCAUCUUCAAAUACAUGAAAGAAGUCACACUGGAGUGAAACCCUAUGAAUGUUCUCAAUGUGGUAAAGCCUUUGCAUAUAACAGUGAUCUUCACAGGCAUGAAAUAAUUCAUACUGGAGAGAAACCCUAUGGAUGUAAUCAGUGUGGUAAAGCCUUUGCAAGUCGUAGUAGUCUUCGAAAUCAUGAAGAACAUCAUACUCUUGAGAAACCCUAUGAAUGUACCCACUGUGGUAAAGCCUUUGCAUAUUGCAGUAAUCUUUAUAUACAUGAAAGAAUUCAUACCGGAGAGAGGCCCUAUAAAUGUAAUCAAUGUGGUAAAGCCUUUGCACGUCCCAGUCAUCUUCAUAUUCAUGAAAGAAUUCAUGCUGGAGAGAAACCCCAUGAGUGUAGUCAAUGUGGAAAAGCAUUUUUAUUUCGCAGUAGUCUUCAAAUACAUGAAAGAACUCACACUGGAGAUAAACCUUAUAAUUGUACUCAAUGUGGUAAAGCCUUUGCACGCCGCAGUCUUCUUCAAAUACAUGAAAGAAGUCAUAGUGGAGAGAAACCUUAUGUGUGUAAUCAUUGCAGUAAAGCCUUUGUGUGUCGCAGCAGUCUUCAAAUACAUGAGCGAUCUCACACUGGUGAGAAACCUUAUGAAUGUAAUCAGUGUGGUAAAGCCUUUACACGUCGCAGUCUUCUUCAAAUUCAUGAAAGAAGUCAUAGUGGAGAAAAACCCUAUGGAUGUAAUCAGUGUGAUAAAGCUUUUGCACGUCGCAGUCUUCUUCAAAUUCAUGAAAGAAGUCACAGUGGAGAGAAACCUUAUGAAUGUAAUCAUUGCAGUAAAGCCUUUGCAAGUCGUAGUAGUCUUCGAAAUCAUGAAAAACAUCAUACUGUUGAGAAACCUAAUGAAUGUACUCAGUGUGGUAAGUCACUUGCAUGUUGCAGUCAUUUACAUGAAAAAGGUCAGACUGCAAAGAAACUCUAUAAAUGUACUCAAUGUAGUAAAGCCUUUGCAUCUUGGAGUAGUCUUCAUAAUCAUAAAAAAUGUCAUACUGGAGAGAUAUCCUGUGGAUGUAAUUGAGGCUGCAAACUUUUGGCACAUCACUGUAAUCUUCAAACAUAUCAAAGAUGUGCUUGAGAGAAGCGCUACUAAUAUAUAGUCAAUGUGAUAGUGUCUCUACAUAUUACAGGCUUAUUCAAAGGCAUGUAAGCAUUCCUACUAGAGAGAAGCACCAUGAAUCUAAUAAAUACAGGAAAGCCUUGCACAGCAAACAAUUUUUCUCACUGAACCAUCUCAGUGUUGUUCAUGCAAGAUUAGUAGAACCAGUUUGUCAUUAAAAUACUGUCUUGUUUUCAAAUUGUAUACAAAAUGUUAUCCAAGGAGAGAGGAACACAGUAAUUUGAAUAAUAAACCUGUUUUAAAAUGA